Vicugna pacos (alpaca) is the source of this 1110-nucleotide messenger RNA. Its product is annotated as olfactory receptor 5A2. Gene Ontology annotation, biological process: G protein-coupled receptor signaling pathway. The record is from RefSeq and is a predicted model, not a curated record. Gene Ontology annotation, cellular component: membrane. NCBI's taxonomy places the organism in Eukaryota, Metazoa, Chordata, Mammalia, Artiodactyla, Camelidae. Gene Ontology annotation, molecular function: G protein-coupled receptor activity; olfactory receptor activity.
UAACUGUAUGAUCUUCUAGGAAAUACCCACUCAUCUAAUAACAAAGUCUAACUGGUCACAGGAUUGCUUCUUCCCCUUGUGCAGGAAGCAAGUCUAUGGCUGAAGGCAGGAACAACACAAGUGUGACAAAAUUCAUCCUCCUGGGAUUUUCAGAUCAUCCUCGAAUGAAGAUUUUCCUUUUUGUUUUAUUUCUGGGGAUUUAUCUCCUGACACUAGCCUGGAACCUGAGCCUCAUCGCCCUCAUCAGGAUGGACUCUCACCUGCACAUGCCCAUGUACUUCUUCCUCAGUAACCUGUCCUUCCUGGAUAUCUGCUAUGUGUCCUCCACAACACCCAAGAUGCUCUCUGACAUCAUCACAGAGCAGAAAACCAUUUCCUUUGUUGGCUGUGCCACGCAGUACUUUGUCUUCUGUGGAAUGGGGUUGACAGAAUGCUUUCUUUUGGCAGCCAUGGCGUACGACCGGUAUGCUGCAAUCUGCAACCCAUUGCUCUACACAGCCCUCAUAUCCCAUUCACUUUGUUUGAAGAUGGUGGCUGGGGCCUAUGCAGGUGGAUUCCUCAGUGCUUUGGUAGAAACCUACUCUGUCUAUCAGCAUGAUUUCUGUGGGCCCAACACGAUCAACCACUUCUUCUGUGACCUUCCUCCGGUCCUGGUUCUGUCAUGCUCUGAUACCUUCACCAGCCAGGUGGUGAACUUCCUCGUGGGUGCUGUUGUUGGGGUGGCAUCUGUCCUUGUGAUCCUCAUCUCCUAUGGUUACAUUGUUGCUGCUGUGCUGAGUAUCAGCUCAGCUAAAGGUAGGACCAAGGCCUUCAGUACCUGCGCCUCUCACCUGACCGCUGUGACCCUCUUCUGCGGUUCGGGUCUCUUUGUGUACAUGCGACCUAGUUCCAGCUACUCCCUGGACCAGGACAAGGUGGCAUCCAUAUUCUAUGCUCUGGUGAUCCCGAUGGUGAAUCCCAUCGUCUACAGUCUGAGGAAUACGGAGAUUAAAGAUGCCAUGAGGAAAGGUGUGAAAAGGGAUUGUUUGCUUUCUCGUGGGCAUUGAUUUUUCUGACCCUGGUAUAAUGGUUACGGUGAAGCUGUGAGCUGGGUCACUUGUUCAGCCUUCC